CCCGCCUCCUGGCUGUGGAGCGCUCAGUGCGUUUCUCUUCCCCCUCUGUCCGCUUCAGACCCAUAUUCCACUGGGAGAGAGAGAGGAGAGAGCGAGGGAGUGAGUGAGAGUGUGUGUGUGAGAGAGUGAGAGAGAGAGACAGCAGGACCUGGGAGAAGAGCACCGAAAGAAAAAGAGGAGAGGGGAAAAAACGCAGCACCGACACAAAUGGCACUCAUGGCAGGGAUUUUGUUCACGGCCACUUUUCUUAUUUCUGGGAUUUCUACAUCUCUUUCUUCGUCACGGAUAUAUCCCCCAAAUGAAGUCACGUUAUUGGACUCCAGAGCUGUACAGGGGGAGCUGGGAUGGGUCUCCAACCCGACAGAAGGAGGGUGGGAGGAAGUGAGUAUUAUGGAUGAAAAGAACAUCCCCAUUCGGACGUACCAGGUGUGCAAUGUCAUGGAACCCAAUCAAAACAACUGGCUCCGCACUGACUGGAUCCCCAGAGGAGGUGCCCAGCGAGUCUACAUUGAGAUUAAGUUCACUCUCCGAGACUGCAAUAGUCUCCCGGGUGUCAUGGGAACCUGCAAGGAAACCUUCAACCUUUACUACUACGAGUCCAACAACGACAAAGAGCGCUACAUCCGAGAGAACCAGUUCGGCAAGAUCGAUACCAUCGCUGCAGAUGAGAGCUUCACUCAGGUGGACAUUGGCGAUCGUAUCAUGAAGUUGAACACAGAAGUCCGGGAUGUGGGAGCCCUGAACCGCAAGGGUUUCUAUUUGGCUUUCCAGGAUGUUGGGGCGUGCAUUGCACUUGUUUCUGUCAGGGUCUUCUAUAAGAAAUGUCCUUUAGCCGUGCGUAAUUUGGCCCAGUUUCCAGAUACUAUCACUGGAGCUGAUACUUCUUCACUUGUGGAAGUUCGUGGUUCAUGCGUGGAUAACUCAGAGGAGAAGGAGGUGCCCAAGAUGUACUGCGGGGCAGACGGCGAGUGGUUGGUGCCCAUUGGGAACUGUCUGUGCAACCCUGGAUACGAGGAGCGCAAUUCAGAAUGUCAAGCUUGUAAGAUUGGUUACUACCGUGCUCUGGCCACCGAUGGCGCCUGUUCCAAGUGUCCUCUUCACAGUUACUCUGUCAGAGAAGGCUCCACCUCCUGUGCCUGCGACAAGGGAUACUUCCGCUCCGAAACGGACCCGGCAUCCAUGCCCUGCACCCGCCCUCCGUCGGCACCUGUGCAUCUCAUCUCCAAUGUGAACGAAACCUCCGUAAACCUGGAGUGGAGCCCACCCCGGAGCUCUGGGGGUCGCCAGGACUUGACAUACAACGUAGUGUGUAAGCGCUGCGGUUCUGACGGCCGGCGCUGUCAACCCUGCGGAAAUGGAAUCCACUUCAGCCCACAGCAGCUGAGCCUGAAGGGAACCAGGGUGUCCAUCAACGAGCUACAGGCCCACACCAACUACACCUUUGAGGUGUGGGCGGUGAAUGGAGUCUCACCUCAGAGCCCAGGGCCUGAGCAGGCCACAUCAGUGACCGUCACCACCAACCAGGCCGCUCCCUCUCCAGUGACUUCCAUCCAGGCCAAGGAUAUCACAAGACACACCAUUUCCCUGGCCUGGCAGCCACCGGAAAAAGCCAACGGGGUCAUUCUGGAGUAUGAGGUCAAGUACUACGAGAAGGACCAGAAUGAAAGAAGCUACCGCAUCAUAAAAACCUCAUCAAGGAGCACCGACAUCAAGGGCCUCACCCCCCUCACCUCCUAUGUUUUCCAUGUGCGGGCUCGCACAGCGGCCGGCUACGGAGAAUUCAGCGGCCCGUUUGAGUUCAUGACCAACUCGGUCCCAGCUCCCAUUAUCGGCGACGGGGCCAACUCCACAGUGUUGCUGGUGUCAGUGGUGGGCAGCGUGGUUCUGCUCAUCAUCCUCAUCAGUGCUUUCGUCAUCAGCCGACGAAGGAGUAAAUACAGCAAAGCCAAGCAGGACUCUGAUGAAGAGAAGCACUUACAUCAAGGAGUGAGAAUAUAUGUUGACCCCUUUACCUAUGAGGACCCCAACCAGGCCGUCCGUGAGUUUGCCAAAGAGAUCGAUGCCUCCUGUAUCAAGAUUGAGAAAGUGAUUGGCAUUGGGGAAUUUGGAGAGGUCUGCAGUGGACGCCUGAAGAUGCCCGGCAAGAGGGAGAUCUGCGUGGCCAUAAAGACUCUGAAGGCUGGCUAUACAGACAAGCAGAGGAGGGACUUCCUGUCCGAGGCCAGCAUCAUGGGCCAGUUCGACCACCCCAACAUCAUUCACCUGGAGGGCGUGGUCACCAAAUGUAAACCGGUGAUGAUUAUCACAGAGUACAUGGAAAAUGGAUCCCUGGAUGCAUUCCUGAGGAAGAACGACGGUCGGUUCACUGUCAUCCAGCUGGUCGGCAUUCUGCGUGGCAUCGCUUCCGGCAUGAAGUACCUGUCAGACAUGAGCUACGUCCACCGUGACCUGGCUGCUCGCAACAUCCUGGUUAACAGCAACCUGGUGUGCAAGGUGUCCGACUUCGGCAUGUCCCGAGUCCUGGAGGACGACCCCGAGGCCGCAUACACUACCAGGGGAGGAAAGAUCCCCAUCCGCUGGACGGCCCCGGAGGCCAUCGCUUAUAGGAAGUUCACCUCGGCCAGUGACGUGUGGAGCUACGGCAUCGUCAUGUGGGAGGUGAUGUCAUACGGCGAGCGGCCAUACUGGGACAUGAGCAACCAAGAUGUGAUCAAGGCCAUUGAUGAGGGCUAUCGACUGCCCCCGCCCAUGGACUGCCCCGUGGCACUCCACCAACUCAUGCUAGACUGCUGGCAGAGAGAGAGGGCCGACCGGCCAAAGUUUGGGCAAAUAGUCAACAUGUUGGACAAACUGAUCCGCAACCCCAACACCCUGAAGAGGACCGGGGGAGAGACCACCGUCAGGCCCACUACCACCCUGCUUGAGCCAGGGAGUCCCGAGGUGUCCGCGGCUGUGGGCACAGUGGAGGACUGGCUGCAGGCCAUCGGCAUGGAGAGAUACUGCGAUAACUUCACGGCCGCCGGCUACACAACUCCAGAGGCCGUGGUCCACAUGACGCAAGAGGACAUGGCACGCAUAGGCAUCUCCUCCGCAGCGCACCAGAACAAGAUCCUGACCAGUGUCCAGGGAAUGCUAUCCCAAAUGCAACAGAUGCAAGGCAGAAUGGUUCCCGUCUGAGAAGAUUAAAACAAAGAAAAAAGGAAGCAAAACGACUUUGUUUCUUAUGAAAAAAAAACAAAUAACAAAAAAAGAUUAAAUAUUAAAAAAAGAGACAAAUCAACUAUGAAGAAAUAGUUUACCUCAUCCAUGCACUUUAAAUUGGAUCUAAAAGAAAAGAAGACAUUGAUGAAGAAGGGAAAAAGUGUUGCAAAUGGCACCUUUUUUUCAAAAAUCAUACCUUUACCUUGCCCUUUUAGUUGUUUUUGGAGAAUGGGACACUUCUAUCUGCAGCAUUUAUGGAUAGAUGGAGGGGACGGCUGGAAAAGUGCUUCCGAGAGGCCAAUCUGGAGUGCCUUUAAUGGUCUGGAAUGAAAAGCGGGGGAGGGGGAUCGUACCUUUUCUUCCUCCUUUUGCAGAGAGUGUUAUUUCUGGAACUUUCUCUCUGGAAUAAUCCACAGAGCAUUUUUUUUUUUUUGAUUUUCUGUGUUUAUUGUACAUGAAUUGUUUCUGUGGGACUCAGAGGCUGCCCCGGCCACCAUUGUUCUCUCUCUCAGCUGGAACUGUUUGAUAUCUUCCAGAAAAAAUGGACAAUCCUAGCCGUCAGAUAUAAACAGUGAAUCUCUGACAGGCUGGGGGUUGGAUUCUUCGGGGGGGGGAGGGGUCAAGAUGGCUGUGCAGGGAGGGCUUAUUUUAAGGAGCUAUUUGUGUUGCGUUUUUUUGUUUUUUGCUCUGUUCUGGCCUGUUUUUUUUCUCCCAGAUCGCUGUAUUAUGUUGCCCUCAGGACAUUUCUGAGAAUGUCUUUGAUCUUCCAGAGGAGCCUUUCCACUCCCCUGUCUUCCCAAAAAAACAAAAACAAAAACAAAAAAAACACAGUCAAAAAAAAUAAAUAAAAUCCCACCCUGCUACACCUUCAAUAAACACGCAGUUCGGAUUCUCCCAUCCAUCUCCCCACGUGGAUCGAAGUCCCAUCCCCAUCACUACUGCAGGACCAACCAACUCUUCCACACCACUUUUGACGGACGCCCGUUUGGACCACAUGAGUUGGUUUUAUAAGCGGAAUGUGAGAUGAAGAAAUUUGCCAAGACGUUAUCGGACACGGGGGGCAACAGGGAUGCAGAAAGAGUCAUCAGCGUCAGGAAAUAUUCAAAAAAAGAAAAAGAAAACGAUGGAGGAUCAAGCUGCUGCCGUCCAUCACAAACAGGAUCCCAUCCUCCCUCGCUCCCUCACCACAACUGGAUUUCUUCCCCGCUAUUCCUUCUUUGUCUUCCUCCUCCUGGCUACCCUUCCACUCCUCACCGACACAGAGAUGACAAAUGUAUACCCCCUCGAGCGUCUGAGACGUCCGCUGUCCCUCAAAACACGUCAACUUGACAAACUCGUCGCCGUCCAUCAAUCCGGCCCCGCGCUGGAAUUACUCUGAAUGAAUUUAACAGCAUCAAAAAGAGAACAAAGGAAGAAUGUAAAAUAACGGAGGAGCCCCUCUCCAGCUGAUGAUGAUGAUGAUGAUUAUUUUUUUCCUGAAAGUUUGGUUUUAUUUUGUGUGUUGUUUUUUGCUUUUUUUAAUUAUUGUUUCAUUCUGUUUGCAUGUAAAGUAACAAGAGUUUUAUUUGAGCGAAUGCGAUGACGAGUGUGCACGUGGGUGUGUGCGUCUCUGUGAGUGGCAACGUCUUUGAAGUACUAUCAGUAAAUGUGUCUGUUUUCAUGCCACUGUGCAGGAGGAGGAGAUAACAGAGUUGUAUAGUUUUUGAUAUUAAAAAAAAACACAAAAAAGA
Molecule: messenger RNA, 4931 nt
Organism: Maylandia zebra (zebra mbuna)
Lineage: Eukaryota; Metazoa; Chordata; Actinopteri; Cichliformes; Cichlidae
Gene: epha4l
Product: eph receptor A4, like
Biological process (GO): axon guidance; ephrin receptor signaling pathway; protein phosphorylation
Cellular component (GO): plasma membrane; dendrite
Molecular function (GO): ATP binding; protein binding; transmembrane-ephrin receptor activity
Source: RefSeq, a predicted model, not a curated record